Messenger RNA from Opisthorchis viverrini, 522 nucleotides. RefSeq lists its product as hypothetical. The coding region runs from base 1 to 522 and encodes 173 amino acids. The record is from RefSeq and is a predicted model, not a curated record. The transcript has 4 exons. Lineage: Eukaryota; Metazoa; Platyhelminthes; Trematoda; Opisthorchiida; Opisthorchiidae.
AUGACUUCAGACUGGAUUGCACUCCCUAAGGCUCUUCUCCCCUCUGUGGGCCGAUUCUGCGGGACUGACAACCCUGUUAUUCUUCCACCGGUCUCGAACGCAACACCGACGUGUCGGCCGACGCAAACAGCUUUUGAAACAUCUGGAAUUUGGCGUCACCCUUCAGAACACAGGACCACUAUUCGGUUUCUCGCCGCAGCCGGUGUGAUGGUAAUGCUGAUGCUGCCGCUGAAACGAGCCAAUGAGAGUGGGGUGAUGGUAAUGCUGCUGCCGCUGAAACGAGCCAAUGAGAGUGGAGUGAUGGUGGUGCUGCUGCCGCGCACAAACGAGCCAAUGAGAGUGGAGUGUGGAGACAGCAAUUGGAUGACUGCGACUGUUUCAACGGUCGUGGGGAGUGGGGUGGCCUACGCAUUCCGGAUGUUCCCCUUACGGGACAUUGAAAUUCAUCAGUGUGAUGUAGAGUAUACGGAUAACCGACUUGGAUCCGGUAUUGUCUUCCUUGCACCAGUUCUGCGCCAGUAG